CUACAUGUUCGAAUUGGGACAGACCCGGUGGAGAUCUUUGGGGAAGUUACUGGAUUCAGAGAGAUGUUGAUGUUAAAUGGACAAUUGUAGGCGUUUUGGGUAAAAACCAGAAAGAAAUGUCAAUAGAAACACAACAUAAAUUUGUUUGUUUGUUUAUUCUUUAAAUAAAAACAGUGCGAAUGAAAUGUUAGCCUAGCAUUCAGAUAGUCAGUUGGGAACGACAAGCUAACAAGCUAAAGCUAAUAGAAAUGGACUCGAAUGGCGUACCUUCUACAAACCAGGUUUUGCUGCUGGCCACCAGUUCAGCUCUCACCGCUUUCUUCUACUGGCUGUACAGGAACAAGAACAGCAGUGUUGCCAGAUUAAGAGAAGCCAAGAAAAUCUCAUUAGAUCAAGAUUUGCUGAACAUCCUCGCUGAAGCUCCAGGGAAAUGUAUCCCCUACGCUGUUAUCCAAGGAGUUGUUCGUUCCGUUAAGGAGACCUUGAACAGUCAGUUUGUAGGCGGCUGCCAAGGCGUGAUCGCCAGACUGACGCUGAAGGAGAAGACGAUGAUGAGGAAUCAGACCAGUCAUCUUUGGUUUAACAACGAGAAGCUCAUCCACCAGCACACCAAAACCGUACCCUUUGACCUCGCGUCGCAUUGCGACGCCAUCAAAACCACCGUGCGCGUGUUCCGCCCCAUGGACGCCGAGAUCGACCUGGAAAAAACGUAUGAGAAAUUCCACCCAGCCACGAGCUCCUUCACCAGCAUCCUAGGCCACUUCCUGAGCGGCGAGUGGCCCCAGGGCGUGACCGAGAUGGAGGAGAUGCUGCGGCUCGGAGCGGGCAUCACCGGCGUCGGAGAACUUGUGAUGGACGGCGGUCAGUUGCGCCUGCAGCCUCCAAAACAGGGAUUGCGCUACGUCUUGAGCAGCCUGGAUUACGAGACACUGCUCGAGACCUGCAAGAGCAGAGCGAGGUUUUAUGGCAUUCUGACGGCACUCAUGGGUCUGGCAGCAUGUGCUACGCUGGUGUACGUGCUGUGGCGGCGGUACAGCCGGGAAAAGGAAAAGAAGAAGGAGCGCGAGAUAAUGGAGGAGUUUGAAGAGCUGAGGAGGAGGAUGAUUGGCGGAGAUGAUGAGGUCAUGCACGUCGGAGCGUGCGUUGUGUGCCUGAGCCAGCAGCGCUCAUGCGUUUUUCUCGAAUGCGGCCAUGUGUGCGCAUGCUGGCAGUGUUACGACGCACUGCCCCUGCCCAAAAAGUGCCUCAUUUGCAGGGCCGCUAUAGACCGUGUGGUGCCUCUGUACCUCAGCUAAACGAUUAUAUUGUGCUGCUCAAAUUUCAAGUUCAAAUAUGUGACCAUUUUCUAACAUGGUGGGUAGGUGCUACUCUCAUUUUCACCAAAUCUGUAAUCAAUCUCUUUAUCAUAUUCACUCUAUGGGCAGUUUGUGGACACCUCACUAUUGGAUUUCACACCGAUUCUCCGUUUGCUCCUCCGUUCUUCUCAGAUGUUCCACAAGAUUUUGUGGAGAUCGGUGCUCAUUCAGGCAGAAAAAUCAGAGCUUUAAAGCAGGAGAUCUUCCACUCCAACCCAUGUAAAGCAUAUCUUCAUGGAGCUGGCUUUGGUCAUGGUGGAACAUUUGAGUCUCCUAGUUCAAGCGAAGGGAAAAAUGAAUUCUACUACAUCCAAAAAGACUUGAGUGGAAAAGUGAGGGGUCCAAAUACGUUUGUUCAUUUAGUUUACGAAUAAAUAUACAGCUGAUGAUUACUAAAUUAAAAUAUUGAAAUAUAUAUAGUUAAAUAGCUCACUACUGUUUGUGGUGGAAAUCAGGAAAUUCUUCAAUCACUUGGCUUUUUUGCACAUGAACUAACGUGAUAAAACGUAUAAAAUGACUGAGUCAGUAGUAGCAGGCGGUUGUAACCGGUUUCAGAACAGCGUUCCUGCUUUCAGGGCUGCAGAGGAGACGUGGAAGGCGAAUGAAAUUUUAACAAGAUGGAUUUUUCAGGUUGAUCACCACCUCUGAUACCAAGCUGGACUUUUUAGAUGGGAAUGAAAGCACUUAUCCUACAAGCAGCACUUCCAUGACAGAGAGACAAAAAGCCAUGGACUGGUUUCCUGGGCUGCUGAAAGCGUUUUCUUCUGUGACUGUGUGUCAACGUUGUGAUAGAAUGAACGUUUAUGAUUUGCAUAAACCUCGACACAACAAAUCUAUACGUGUUCAACUGAUUUUUUUUCCGUUCAAAGGCUUUAAAAUGAUGCUUGAGUUCAUUUCUGUUAUAAAAUAAAAGACAAGAAAUUCAAUAAAGCUUUGUUGACCACGAAAA
Molecule: messenger RNA, 2304 nt
Organism: Silurus meridionalis
Lineage: Eukaryota; Metazoa; Chordata; Actinopteri; Siluriformes; Siluridae
Gene: mul1
Product: mitochondrial E3 ubiquitin protein ligase 1b
Exons: 5
Coding region: 249-1295 (348 amino acids)
Biological process (GO): protein ubiquitination; organelle organization
Cellular component (GO): mitochondrion
Molecular function (GO): ubiquitin-protein transferase activity
Source: RefSeq, a predicted model, not a curated record